Molecule: messenger RNA, 2533 nt
Organism: Ahaetulla prasina
Lineage: Eukaryota; Metazoa; Chordata; Lepidosauria; Squamata; Colubridae
Product: ZW10 interactor-like
Exons: 11
Coding region: 382-1587 (401 amino acids)
Biological process (GO): mitotic cell cycle checkpoint signaling; establishment of localization in cell; mitotic sister chromatid segregation
Cellular component (GO): kinetochore; cytosol; dendrite
Source: RefSeq, a predicted model, not a curated record
UAUUAACCUACAGCUCCACCCAUCCUGCUUCUCUAGUGAACCACACCUAUUCCCACUUCUUCAAAAAAACAGCCUCAUUGAUUUUCAGCAUUUACCGGAUCUGUCAGCAUCACAGAUCCUCAGAAAGGCAAAGGGUUCCGGAAGCGUUUUGGAGAAAUACGAAUCACCCGCCUCUUUCCGACCUCCUCAAGAUGGAGGCGCCGUCAGUCUGCCUCGCGCACUCGGAGCUUAUUUCGACCGAGUCACUCCUUCCAUCCAAUCACAGCGCAGCUCAGACCUUCUGGGGUGGGCCUAUUAAACCUUUCGAGCUCGGAUUGGUGAGUUCGGCGGGACGCCCUUGAGAAGAAGCGUCACUGAAAGAAAGGCGGGAAGUUCUAAAGAAUGAUUCGAUCGUCCGUGGAUGCCGCGGUUGGAGAAACGAUGGAGGCGGAAGCGACAGCGGUGGAGCUUCUAUCUCAGAUCAAUGAUAUUUUAACAUAUGAGGAUCAAACCACAAGUGAAACGAAAUUGGGAUUACCAGCCCAGGUCUUGGCUGAGCAUGCAGUGAAUACUAGGAAGACUCAGAAGUUGAUGUACACCCAACUACAAGUUCUUAAAUUCCUUCUGGAUUUUCUUGACUCUGCCCCUCGCAUCCAGGAUGCCUCUGACUCUGCUGUUCGGAAAGAGAUGGAAGAAGCCAAAAAGCAAUGGAAGGUGCUCAAAGCAGAUUACCAGCAACAGGUGGAGGCUAUCAAGGGGACCGUGCCUCAGAUACUGGCCAAACAGGAGGAGGUACAGGGCCGGGCUCAGCUUUUGGAGGAGGCUCUGCAGCGCUACCGGGCAAAGAAAGAAGAGGUAGAGGAAAAAGCAAGGGAUGCCCAGAAGAGGCACCUGAAAGAACAGGAGCUCUUGAGAGAGAGACACCAACAACUAGAGCAACAGGUUGCUGAAUUGCAGGACAGGUUGCAGAAGCAGCAGAAGGAAUUGGAAUGCUUGCAGGGAGAGGUUGGGGAACAAGAGACCCAAGUCAAGAUCUGGCAAGAGAAAAUGCAGAGAGUCUCUGAUUUCCGAUGCCUUUUGGAGAGUUUGCAAGGGGUGAAGGUGAUCUGCGUCUCAGAGAAUGACAUGGAGGUGGAGCUGACGUCUCAGCCCCAGCCUGAGAUUUCUGCUCCUCAUGGUCUGAAGCUGCAUUUACACUGGGGGGAGGAUGGCAAUGUCACUUUGGAGAGUGGCAGCCCUUCUUUCCUUCUCCCUGGUGAACUUCCCCUGGGAACUUGCAGCACCAUCAAAGGAGUCCUCUUGGAGUUGCAGCACAGCUAUUCCCAACAAGCACAGCUUUUGGCUGAGAUCGAGUUCCUGCAGAACUGUUUUGCAAUUGAUUGGCAGCCGGAGAAAAGACUGCUCAGUUACUUGAAGCCUUCAUCAACUUGCAGCCUCUACGUGGAAUCGGGAUAUCCAGCCAGUGGGCAGAUUCGGCUUUUCUCAAUAAAGACUCAACAAGGCACAGUUGAUGUGACUUCCUACAAGCCCCCACAGGAAAAACCUUCACUACAAAAUUGGCUGAUGUACCUGAGCGCUAUGGACUUCAAUACUCCUUUCCCAACCUGAAAAGCUCCUCCUGCCUGUGUCUGUGUAAUGUGAUGAGGAUCAAGGCCAACAUCUAUAGUUUAGGCCUCUUGAUACUUUUGGAAAAAGAAGGAAAUUGAAUUUAACUGGGACAAGGUUUUUUGUGUGCAAAUAUAUGUUUAUGUUUGUUUGUUUGUAUGUUGUAUUUUGGGCCACUUCAGCCUCUACUUCCCUCCCCUUUUACUCUUGCUUGCUGUGAAUUGAGCUUCCAGUUCUCCUUUUUGAGUCCUCCUGCUUUCCUGCUACUCUUACACAGUUUUAUGGCUGGUUGAGUGUUACUCAUCCAUAGUCUAUGUCAGGGGUCUCCAACCCUAGUAACUUUAAGGCUUGUGGACUUCAACUCCCAGAGUUCCUCAGACAGCUUUGCUGGCUAAGGAACUCUGGGAGUUGAAGUUCAGAAACCUUAAAGUUACUAAGAUUGGAGACUCCUGGUCUAUGUCCAGUACUUUGCAUCUCCACAUUGUUGAACUUUUAAAACAUCUUGAUAAAUAAAAUUGGUGGUUUUAUUGGAGGUUUCUAGCUCUCAUUUAUCUGAUGAACUUAAUUGUAAGACAAGGUUUGUUUCAUUAUCUUGUAAUUCCUGUCUCUUUUCAGACAGUUACUGAUAAUAAAUAUUUUUUUUACCCAUGUUUAUGUGGAGCACAUUACAAGCUAGGGGAAUGUAAACUAACCCAAAUGAGGUUUUUAUGCAUAUCUGAUCCCUUAUGAUAUACAAAUUACUGCUGGGAUCUCCCCAGGGAGGAUCCUACUGCAGUUCACAAGAGAAAACCCAAAAAGUACAGUUUAGAUACCGAAUAAAGAUGGAAACUUGUUGUUUAAUCUGAUGUUAGAGUUUGUCAGUUUUGCAUGCAAAAAGCAUGAAAAUGUUACAUGAGAAACCAAUAAAUGAAUGGAAAGUAAUGUCAUUAGUACCAAUAAAAAAAUAAAU